GCUGAAUAAACUAUUAUGUUGCGAGAAAGUGCUUGGCUAGCUGACUUGGAUCAUCUCCUAGAUUUUAUGAGAAGUUCCAUUGCCAAGUUUGAAUUCGCUAAACCUUCAAGGCUUUGCUGGCAGAAAAGAAGCGUUCCACUCUUGGAGCAUAAAUGGAUUCAGAAGACAUGGGCUCAGGUAAACUAGGCCAAAUAUUGAAGCAGAUUUGGAGACAAAAUCUGAUGCUAAAACAGGCCCUCCUGGGAGAUAGCCAUUGUGAAGGGGCUGGCGGGGCCACUUGGAUAGCCACAGUGGUCUUUCUGGGGCAAGAGCUCAGUGGGGCCCUUCACCAACUCUUGGAGCACACUGCAGGGACUCUGCGCUCUACCUGCCAGCAGCUGUAUGUAUUGCUUGACAAGGAGAAUCAGUGUAUCUGGAAACAAGAAAUAACUACUUUCAUCGACUGCCUCAUGAACAUAAAUGAAUAUUUGGGGAGCACUGCUACACUUCUAAAGAAAGAAGAAAAGGAGAUGUGUAAUUUAUGCGGCAUGCAUGAUGAAUGUACCCCACUGCAGACAAUGUCCACCAUUCACGAUAUCAAAGAAGCAGACAUUGCUGCAAGAGGGGAACAGAAUGUCAUAGAAACAGCUACUGUUUCUUCCACAAAUGGAGAGCAAAGUCAUUAUACGAACCAGGUCCAGUUAAAAAAAAAUAAAGCACAUAUGAAUUCAGACUUAGUGGAAAAAGAAAACAAUACAUCAUUGAAUGAAGAUAUAACAGAGCAAGAGGAAACAGAGAACAAAAUGUUCCCAGAUAAUGUAGAAAAUGAAGAUGAUAAACAAACAGAACACAUGACUGUUGAGAACGUAAAUGGCAACAGGGAAGAGACGCAUGACAUAAUCCAGGCAACAGAAAGAGAAAUACAAGAGACCUCAGAGAACCAAAGAGAAGAGAUUACCACAUCCUCAAUAACAUGUGAUAUCUCCAGCAGAUAUCUGAAUAGUCUCCUUUCCAAUGAUUCAGAGAGUCUAAAGCAAAAGAAUACCAUAAUGGAAAAGGAGUAUUUUGAUAUACUGAGUGAUACCAGCCCCCAAGUGUCUUGUUAUAUUACAGCACCAUCAAAUGUUCUCCAGCAUCUAGAAUGCCGGAUUAGUAAUAGCAUGAGUUCUUUAGUAGUGAGUGAUAAUGAAGAGUUGGUCAGUAAUGUCAUCACUGUUGAGUGCUCAGAUAUGGAAAAGGAAAUUCCAUUUCCAAUAUGCAUUGCAAUUCCAUUUACUGCACGUUACAGGGGAAAUUACAGAGACAUCAUGGUGAAAGUGUCUGACGUAAACCUUGGAUCAAGUUACCUAACUCCAAAUUCACUGGAAGGAAUGAGAAGAAGUUACAAGGGGAUCUGUGCUGAAGUCAAAGUGUACAAGUUGGGUAUCUUUUCUGUUGUGUCUUGUCUAAAGAAAGAGUCCUUCACAGUAACAAAGAAAGGCCAUACUCUUAAGCCAAGCAUGGAUUCCCGAGUGUCCUUAAAUUACCCUCCAGGAGUUUUUGGCUCAUCAGUACUGGUACAAUUAAAGGUCCAACCAGUUGACCCAUCUUUGGUGGCAUAUUUAAAAACACAGCAAGAUACUUCCUACCCGGUGAUAUCAACAAGCCCGCUGAUCCACAUGAAGCACCCUUUGGUACAUCCUUUCCAGAAGCCAGUCACUGUAUUCCUACCUUGUUCUCCACACCCUGAUAAAAAAAAUCUUGCAUCUGAGAUAGAUCAUAAAAGAAUGGCUAGUGCCACUACAAAAAGGAUCAUACCACUGUACCUCAACCGGACAAAAAGCACUUCCAUAAGGAAACCUGGGAACAAUGCCUGUGAAUCUUUGAGAUUACUGGGAUUCAGAAGUGGAGACAGUGGUUGGUUUGGGCUUGAUAAUGUUGUAGUGAGAACCAUGCAGAGUGGCUUGAUAUCAUUUGAAUUGCGCGAACAUUUAGAGAGGUUUAUUGUGCUACACCUUUCUUCUGUUGUGGAAAAUAGCCUUUUGGUUUCUUUUGUGAAAGCUCUAGAAGAAGCUAUGCUCAGCACCACUGCCUGUGUUGUGCUCUGUCACCAGAAAGACAAUCCACAUAAAGUAGUCAUUCUAGUGGUUCCUUCUAAAGAUUUAAACCAGGUGCUUCGGAACUUGCGCUUGGAAUCGUUCAGUGGCCCUCCAGAGUCUUCACGCUGCUUCCAAGUCAAAGAAGGAGAACAAAUUCUUUUAAGAUUUACUGGAAAUAUAUUUGCUUCAAGCAAUGGAAAGGAUUAUGGAAAAGAUUACAAGCUUAUUUUUCAUUUACAAAGAAAACCCAGGCUGGAACUCCAAAUCAAAGAGGUGGAUGAAUUUGGAAACUAUAGCUGCCCUCAUUAUAAGGGCACCAUUGUAGUUUAUAAAGUACCUAAAGAAAAGAUAGUCCACAACUUGGAUCAAUCUCCUAUACUAGAUGAAAACCUUUGUCAGUUGCCAAUUUGCAAAUUGCCAUUGAAGUUGCCAAAGCAUAAAAAAUUAAUCAGCCGUCCACAGAGUACCAAAAGAAUUUCUACAGAUCCUAUAGAAGCCCUAUGGGAUAACUUGCUGUACUGGCUGGCAGAGGAACUCUCCGAAGAAAAUGCCACCCGCCUCUCCUCCUCCCUCCCUCUUCGCCACAGCACCGUCCAGCUCAUCAAACUGAAGACCCCUGGUGACCUCACAGAACAGAUCCAUGAACUCCUUUGCUUCUGGAAAAAAUCACUCCCAAAUUCCACCGAUAAACUUCGCCUGCUGGCUCGUCAUCUCCGCAAGAUCGGCAGGAAUGAUCUUUCCGAAGAGCUCAGAUUCAAGUGGGAUAAUAGGUGUUCCCUGAGCCACAGCACUGGUUUGGUACAACCUAGUAAAGCGGGUCACUCUUUCUUUUGCCCUAGAGAGGGGUCAUGGUAGGUUUUAAGGCUUUUUCUGCCAACAUUUUACUGGCGGUUUCCAAGUAAAGUUGUUUGAAGGGCGUCUUUUUGAUAGAUGUGCUAUUUGAGACAGGUGGAAAAGCAUGAAGCAGAUCAUAAAAGGCGUUCUUGGGUUUGAGGGCUCCUCUGUGGUUCAGAGAUAUACAUUCUGCAAGAAUUAUUGUCUUGAGUUCAGCCAAAUUUAAUAGCAUUUGUGAUAGAGUUUGCUCUGUUUACAUGUUAACAGUUGAGGUCGUUUUCUAAGUGGAAAGGAAAGAUAGGCUACACAGAACCCCCCUUUUUAUCAUUAUCUACAUAAAAGUAAACUAGUUGUGCCAGACUCCAAGCAACAAAUUCACAUUAUGCACAUGCUGUAGAGCCUGCAGCUAACAGUACAAAAUAAACUGGGUUGCAGCGACCUGAUGCUGAUGAUAGCAAAUCAGUAAGAAAACAGAGAAGCUUGGAAUAAAUUAAAAAUAGGAUAACAUCCACCAUCCGCUGCCACCAACUUUUCUUUUCUUAAAAAGUUAUCUUGAAAUAGGGAAAAUCUCGUGUUUUAUUAGUAGUGAAAUGAGACAGUGCAGAGAACAUGAAGUAUCACUGGAAGAAUUCAGGGCCUUUUUACCCUUGGAAAACAACCUACUCUUAAAUCAGUUUUCAUGGAAAUCUUUUUUUUUUUUUAAUUUUUUUUAAUGUUUAUUUUUUUUGUGUGUGUGAGAGAGAGACAGAGAGAGCACGAGCGGGGGAAGGAGCAGAGAGAGAGGGAGACACAGACUCCAAAACAAGCUCCAGGCUCUGAACUGUCGGCACAGAGCCCGUCGCGGGGCUCGAACUCACAAACUGUGAGAUCAUGACCUGAGCCGAAGCUGGACACUCAACUGACUGAGCCACCCAGGCGCCCCAGUUUUCACGGAAAUCUUAUUAAGUAAGCCCUUAAGUAAGACUCAUCGUUUAAAAAAAGGCUGUAAAAAAACCACAAAACUAAAAGAAAAAAAAAUAACAAUUACCAAAGCCCCUCCAUCAUUGAUGAACCCUGUUGACGUCUAGUGCAUAAGCUUUGAGACUUUGGGAAACCUGAGGCUUUAGCUUUAGCAAAAACAACGUGAUAUGAAUGGGGUAUGACAUGAGUAUUACCAUUUCAUUCAUACAAAAGCAUCACGGCCUGGGCUUGUCAGCAUCAGUAGUGAUUAGCUUUGAUUAUUAAAUACCAGAAGAAUUAAUGAAAUCACAUGAAAAGUUAAACACUUAUAGGGCUCUGAAUUUCAAAGACCAGAUUUCCUUCUACAAAUUAACCAAGGAGUUAGAUUCCCAUUUGGUUACACAUUGAAAAAGAGGAUUCCAAUUUUCAAAUACAUUCCUGUUAAGAAACAUUUAGUCAAUGUUCUACUAUUUUUACAUGUUUCCGGAAAGGUACAAUAUUUUCCAGGUGUCCUUGGAAUGAAGAAAACAGAUUGGAAUAUCCAGUUUUUCGAACUACAAAGUAACAGAAAAGUGAAGUUUAUUCGCCUGUAAUGCUUUAUGCUUAGUCCUUUACAAGCACUGACUUGUUUAGUCCUCCCAACUGCUCUGUGAGGUAGGUACCUCCCCACAAUUUACAAGAAAGGAAAGGAGAUUCAGAAGAUUGAGUUCCUUGCCUCAUGUCGUAAGUGAGUGACAUAGCCAGGAUUCUUGUUCCAACACUAGAGAAUACUAUUCUGAACAUUUUGGAGUAUUUUCUCCCAGUUUUUCUUUUGCUCCUGGAAGGAAAUAUUUCUAUUUCUCCGUGUAUAGAUAUCUACAAACACACUCACCUAUGUGCUCACAGGCACCCACACACUAUCUAUAAAUCCCCACACAUGCUGCACACUCACCCAUCUCCUUACUUACACACAUCUUCUCACCCCACCGUGUCCUUGUACCCUGCCCCCCAGGCACCCCCACGCAUAUGCACACCCUCCCACGCACAUCUCGCAAAUCCCCACACAGUCUUACCUCCGCGUGUACAUCCUCACAUGCAUGCAUACACCAUCACGCACACACUUUCUUCUCACGCAUGAAUUCAUUCACAUGCUUCAUGUGCCUACCCUCACAGGCACCCAUCCCUUCACCCCCACACACUCUCUGACCUUUCCAGAAUUAAAAAAAAAAAUAGCAUACAUUAUUGCAAUAGUCAAACAAUAUAAAAGUAUAUAUAGAAAAAAUGGGUCACGUCUUGGGUGUGGCCUCUCACCUAGGUUAUCAAAGGAAUCAGUCUGGGUGUAGCACGUGCCUCGUGUGCGCUCUCUCUCUCUCUCUCUCUCGCAAAAUAAACACAUAAACUUUAAAAAUUUAAAUAAAAAAAGAGAUUACUUACUGAAAACAUUUUUAAGGCUCUUGAUACACUUUGCCAAAUUGCCAUCUUAUAAUCACUAGGUCAUGAAGAUUCUUAGGAAAAUGGAACUUUUAAGAAUACAUAAAAAUGAAUUAACUUGAGGCACAUAACAUGAAACUCUACAUCCUGGGUAAGCCUGGACUGUCUUCAAUUGCUCUAUUGAAAAAAAAAAAAAAGACAUUGGCUUAAAUCUUUACAGUAAUUCCUUUACUAAUUAAGAGAGUAUAUUCCAUUGACAUUGCUCUUUUAAAAAGCAUCAGAAAGAGAAAUAAUACAGCAGACAUCUGGACAGAUUCCAAAAUGUCAGUUUCUAGUGUCAAACUAUAGCCAAAUUCCAAUGAAAAUAAUGUUAAAUUCAAUAGGUAUACAUUGAACAUGAACUCUGGGUCUAGCAGUCUGUUAAAUGGUACAAGCACAAAAGAGAGUAGGAGCCAGUUCUCUAGGGUUAUGUUUUCUGCAUACAAAAAGAGUAAAUGAAUGAGAUCAACAUCUAGUUUAUCGCCUAGAAUGAACCAGGCUUUUUAUGCUUAGCCCUUUAUAAGCACUGAAUUAUUGAAUCCUCUCACUGCUCUGUGGGGUAGGCACAUUGCCCCCAAUUUAUGAGAGGAAACUGGAGUCUUGAAAGAGUGAGUACCUUGCUUAAUGUCACAAGUGAGUGACAUAGCCAGGAUUCAAAUGUAGAAUGUUGGCUUGGCUCCCACCAUACCAUGUUGCUACCAACCUACGGAGAAGAAAGGAAGGGAAUGGACGUAUCUAUUUCUCCAUUAUCUUAUUUCUUAUUUUGCGGAACAAAAUUUCUAAUUCAUAUCUAAUACAAAUAGACAUG
This is a messenger RNA of Acinonyx jubatus (cheetah), 6087 nucleotides long. It is a transcript of the gene DTHD1, whose product is annotated as death domain containing 1. Gene Ontology annotation, molecular function: protein binding. The record is from RefSeq and is a predicted model, not a curated record. NCBI's taxonomy places the organism in Eukaryota, Metazoa, Chordata, Mammalia, Carnivora, Felidae. The coding region runs from base 153 to 2912 and encodes 919 amino acids. The transcript has 10 exons. Gene Ontology annotation, biological process: signal transduction.